AUGCUCAGCGGCACGAAGAGCAGCACGCCAGCAACGCGGCUGACUGCAGCCUUGCGCUCCCUGGCUGCCAAGGUCACACGGGACGCAGGCGGCUUUAGCCGUGAGUGCGGUUUCUUCCACGGGAAGUUGUCCAGGCUCUUGAACCACAAGUGCAAGGCCGCCGAGCCACGCUUGCCUGCCCAAGUCCGGCGCCGGCGAGCUACUGCAGCUUUGGCAGUCGCAGCCCGUCAAGUGACCGGCGCUGGCGCCGCAGCUGAUGAGGCAGCGGCGCGCGGUUCAGAGGAGUCGCCCUUGGCCCCUGUGCUGGCGGAAAUGGUUGCCAGCAAGAGGCCUGCGGCUCGGAGACUGCAGUCCUUGGAUUUGACAACUCCUCCGCGCGCCAUGCCCUGGGCAUGCUGCAUGGCAGAGUGUCCAGCGCGGGCGGGCGACUUUGAGAAUGUCGGAUACACCCUUCAGCUGGUGGCGAAGCAGGCGGCUGCUGGCGAGCAAUUCCUUCUGGCAAGCUUGAGCGGGCACAGCUCCCCAGCCGAGCUGGUCAGUGUCUUCUCCGCUCUGCUGGUGAGUUGGGACGUCUUUUGCGCACCUUGCACCCUGUCCCAAAAAGUUGCGCAAGUGCUGCAAGAUGUGUGCAGCCGGCCUUUGGCGUACCGUGUCAUGCCAGCCAGCUGCCCGCAAGCGGACGGCGGCGUGUGCCACAUCCUUUGCCGGGGAAAGCGGCGGGGCUUCAAAUUCCUGACAGCUACUGGCAUGUGGCGGUGUGAAGCGGCGACGUACUCCUGCAAGGCACAUGGGGGCUUUAGAUGGAACUUGCCUGUCGGCGCAUCGUCUGCAGGCGCGACACUUGUCGGAGACGUUAUGGGCGACUGGAUUGUGCACAGCUCAUUCUGGCCACCAAUCUGGCAAAAGCUUCUAGCAACGGAGUCGCACGUGGCGCUAGAAAGGCACGUGCGUCGCCAAGUAGGGAGCGCUGUGUUCUUGGCAUUGGCGGAGCACCCGGGCGCCAGCAGCUUGCCACACUGCGACAAGGGUGAGAUCCACCGGCAUUUGUUGCAGCAUUGCUCGCAGACGCCCGAUGCGGUCACAUUGAAGAACUGGCUGCUGAGCUUCAUGUCAGCGCAGAUGAGCUUGGAGGAUGUGGCGGCUUUGGCUGCGGAGGUGGUGGCUUCCCAUGGCGCCAUAUGCUGCUUUGACUUUUCGUCCAGCGACGGUGCCCGGACUGUAUUUAAGCGCCGCACUUUCAUGAUGAAACUUCGCCCCAGCACAUAG
Messenger RNA from Effrenium voratum, 1266 nucleotides. Lineage: Eukaryota; Dinophyceae; Suessiales; Symbiodiniaceae. The record is from the annotation of a GenBank genome assembly.